AUGUGUAUUGAUUACCGCCAGCUGAACAAGGUUACGGUGAAGAACCGUUAUCCUUUGCCUCGCAUUGAUGAUCUGUUUGACCAGCUUCAGGGCGCACAGGUGUUCUCUAAGAUUGACUUGCGCUCAGGUUACCAUCAGUUGAAGAUUCGGGAGCCAGAUGUCCCGAAGACUGCUUUCAGGACUCGGUAUGGUCAUUACGAGUUCCUUGUUAUGUCUUUUGGGCUGACUAAUGCCCCGACAGCUUUUAUGCAUUUGAUGCACAGUGUAUUCAGGCCAUAUCUUGACUCGUUCGUGAUUGUUUUUAUUGAUGAUAUUCUGGUGUAUUCCCGGAGUCGGGAAGAUCAUGAGCAGCAUCUGAGGACCGUGCUACAGACCUUCAGGGAGAAAAAGUUAUAUGCAAAGUUCUCAAAAUGUGAGUUUGAAAAAGGGACGCAGGCUAGGGAAGAAAGGGUCAAGGAGACUCUGGGGUAUCAUUUUGGUGGUUUUGGGGUCAGCGCCGCCACCGGAGAAAAGGGGAUUGAGGAGAGUAUCUGUUGCGAUUUUGGCAAGGUUUGGAGAUCAAACACCGCCGCAUGGCGAUUUCCGGUGGCGGCGGCGGUGAUGUCAGGCAAGGGUCGAGGUAACAGUGAUCCUACUGGUUCUCGGGGUAGAGAAAAGCCUAGGAAACAAAAGAGGAGGGUAGAAGGUACUACUCAAUCCGUUCCUGCCUCUUCACAGAUGCCUGUGCCUGUGCCUCCACCCUAG
This is a messenger RNA of Nicotiana attenuata, 744 nucleotides long. RefSeq names its product RNA-directed DNA polymerase homolog. The record is from RefSeq and is a predicted model, not a curated record. Lineage: Eukaryota; Viridiplantae; Streptophyta; Magnoliopsida; Solanales; Solanaceae. The transcript is spliced from 4 exons. The coding region runs from base 1 to 744 and encodes 247 amino acids.